AUGCCGGCUCCGACGCCGUCUUCCCCGCCGCCGCCGGCAGCCGCAAACCCCAGCCACAAUCCGAGGCGGAAGCGGAAGCCCAGACCAAAAACAGCGCCCCCCUCCGCCCUAAAUCCUAACUGGGCGCAGCUCCAGUCGAAGCUCCCCCACCGCCCCGCCGCGACCCACCUCGGCAAGCGCAAGCACGAUGGUGGCCCUCCGGCGCCCGCGGAGCCGUCUUCACCACCCGCAGUGCAGGAGGUCAAACUCGAGCCAACCUCCGACGACACCAGCUUGACUAAAGCGGUGGCGAUUGACUGCGAGAUGGUCGGGGUAGGAUCUGAUGGCAGCAAAAGCGCUCUCGGUCGGGUUACCUUGGUUAAUUCCUUUGGCAAUGUUGUAUAUGAUGAAUAUGUUCGUACUGUGGAGCGAAUUGUGGACUACCGUACCCGGAUUAGUGGGAUUAGACCUAAGCACAUGAACAAAGCCAAAGAAUUCUGGGCCGUGCAGAAGGAAGUAGCUGAGCUGAUUAAAGGAAGAAUUCUGGUUGGUCAUGCGCUACACAAUGAUCUCAAGGUGUUGCUACUAAGCCACCCAAAGAAGGACAUUAGGGAUACAUCAGAAUAUGAGGUUUUCCGAAGGGAGAGAAAGAGGCGAUCAUUGAAGGAUCUUGCUGCUGAAGUACUUGGUGCUAAAAUACAACAGAGUGAACACUGCCCUAUCGAGGAUGCACGAGCUGCGAUGUUCAUUUACAACAAGCACAAGAAAGCAUGGGAGAAAAACAUGAAGGAACAAUUCAAAUUCAAAAAGAAGCUCAAGAAGCGAGGCAAGAAGAAAACUACCGAGUCCAAUGGGAAUGACCCCAAUGUCCCCACUGUUCUUCUAUAG
Molecule: messenger RNA, 867 nt
Organism: Miscanthus lutarioriparius
Lineage: Eukaryota; Viridiplantae; Streptophyta; Magnoliopsida; Poales; Poaceae
Source: the annotation of a GenBank genome assembly